Molecule: messenger RNA, 1181 nt
Organism: Fusarium odoratissimum NRRL 54006
Lineage: Eukaryota; Fungi; Ascomycota; Sordariomycetes; Hypocreales; Nectriaceae
Exons: 1
Coding region: 256-1089 (277 amino acids)
Source: RefSeq, a predicted model, not a curated record
UUUCAUCCUCCCGCGACUAUAAUUAGAGUUAACAAUUUAUUACCUUUGGUACCUGCAGAUUCAUUCUCGCUCGGGGUCGUUUUGAGCUAUGCCAGGCAAACUUGUCCAGGGCAGAACAAUUGGGAUGCCGCGUUCGGAUAAAUAUUAGCCGAUUCAAUUCAGUGGCGCAGCUCAACUGAAGUCCUAGCAACCACCAUGAUGUGACUGAAUAACAUUCUGCAGAUAAUCUGUCGUUAAGAGUGAACCUCAGCAAUCAUGUCGCAAGCAUCUACAUUUCAACAAGAGCUUUUUUUCAAGUCAUAUAAUGACGCCUCUCCGACGACGAUCGUCUUACUCCAUGGGCUCUUCAGCUGCAACCUCGAAUGGGAGCACGUUAUUCCCCACCUCAGCGACUACCAUCUCAUCGUCCCAGAUCUCCCAAAACACUCUCAGUCAAGAGAAAUAGGGCCAUGGUCCAUUGAGCUCGCCGCAGAUUCUGUCGCGCAUCUUAUCCGAAAACAUGCUCACGGUGGACAAGCGCACGUUGUUGGCCUUUCACUGGGCGGCUUCACCACGAUGGAAUUAAUCCGCCGACAUCCAGACCUCGUUAAAUCGGCAUUUGUCACUGGCUCAACUCCAUUCCGGCCAUGGCAAGUCUGGGCAGCGGAACGACCUAGCCUCCUACAUUACGGUCUCAAACUCGUUCUUAAUAGUGGUUUCUACAGUCUCAGCGUCUGGAUGAAGGGUCUCAAAGAUCAUACCCAGCUCAGGAACGAGAUCGCUGCCAACAAUGAUUGGAACUUGGUCAAUGACGCUUACGCCGAGCUUGCCAAGUGGCAGCAUGAAGACGUCAAAGCAGUUGGUGAGAAGGACAAGCGGAUAUUGGCAGCCGCUGGAGAUCAAGGUGAUGAUUUUGAUGGUGCGAAGGAAAUGGCUCUGACGUUUCGCAAUGAAGGGCGCGAGGAUGGAAAGAAGAGUACUGCGGUUCUUAUCAAGGGGGCUAUUCAUGCGUGGAAUUUGCAAUUUCCAGAAUUGUUUGUCGAAGGCAUCAAAGCUUGGGUUGAAGAGAAGCCUCUUCCUCAAGAUUUUGUGAACUUGAUUGACGGGUGAAGUGAUGAAGGCGCUUAACUUGCUUGAGAUAGAAUACAGAUACUUAUUAUCUAUUAUGAAAUCACAACUCCCAGAUACCUGCACUCCUGCCG